This is a messenger RNA of Cylicocyclus nassatus, 10801 nucleotides long. Lineage: Eukaryota; Metazoa; Nematoda; Chromadorea; Rhabditida; Strongylidae. The record is from the annotation of a GenBank genome assembly.
GCGUAGGGGAGCGAUCGCCUCGCAUUUCGAGGAGUGUAAUCCAUUAUGGAGGGCAAACCAGAGGCAACUGGCGACGAACAUCCUGUACCAAAGCAAAGAAGAAUUCAGACAAAUUCUGUGCAAAUAAAUGGCGAUGCACGACCAAAUGGUCAUGCUCGAGAAGAAGAAGGAGAAGUCACUACGACCACACUUUCAACGAUCGCUGUUCGGGCAGGACCGCACGCUUCCAUAGUUGUUGCAUUAUUGAAGUCUGUUGGAUAUAUACAAUUACGAAUUGACGAAAUGAAACCAGGUCUCCUUGCCAUUGGAGGAUCUGGUGAAGAAGCAGCUGCUUUACUUCAAAUUCACGAUGAUCUCAUGGCACGACUCAAGGACAAAGAAGAACAAGUGACUGCCGUGCUAACGCGAGCGGAAGGUUUGAGCUCGGAGAAACAAGCUAAUGAAGCAAUAGUCUAUGACGAUAUGGCAAAAUGCUUGAGAGAGGCGUGGCAAGGGCUAAACAAACAACUAAUAUUACGAGGCUACCUUCUCAGGGAAACGUUACACUUCUAUCAGUUGGCAGAACGCCAUGAACAGCUAGUCAAUACAGUAACAGAUGCUCUCAAACGAUUAAUGGCUGGUGAAAGCGGUGAAGACAGCCCAGCAGCCGCGAAGAAGAUUGAGAGUACCGUAAAUGAACUCAUUGAGACCACAGCUCAAGCAGUGGACUCUGGUUCAUCGGUAAUAGCUCAGAUACGAACCCUUGGUCAACUUAGUGAUGACCCUGGACGACCACAGGAAACACUGAAUGCAUGCGUACUCAUCGAAAAAGUUAUGUUGAGGAUUGCCUCGGAAUGGGAGGGAGUAGAAACAACGUGGAAGAAUGAAAAGUCCAAAGUUAUUCCAGCUGAAAAAAUCGACGAAAUGGAGGAGAUCGAAGAAUGGCUGUCACUUGCAGAACGACGAGUCAAAGCAGUCAAUGAGCUUGGUUUUAAGCGCCUACUGGAAGAAGGAGAUGCGCACAAAGCUCGUCUGCUCGAGUUGGGUGCCAGUGGUGCAGCCGACGGCUCUAGAGUCGCACAUCUGAACGGCAGAAUUGAGGAAUUCCUGCACUACGUCAAGACCAGAAUGAACCGCUCAAAACGAAUUCAGGCGUUCUUCCAGUCGGCACAAUCGACUCUUUCACAACUGUCGAUGAUGGAAGCAGAUAUGCGAAACGCCAACGCAGCCAUGGCCGGGGAACUUUACCCGUUGGCAAAGCAGAAAGCCACUACAGUCAUCCACGAGGGUCGUGACAUAGCCGCAAGGGAGGUACUUACGUACGAAGAACACGCUCUGGUGAAACAACGGUGUCGAGAAAUGGAGGUUCAACUGCGUAUGCUUGAAAGUCUUGCCAAUGAUCGCCAGAGAGGCACGCAAGUCAGUCAAGAGCUAGCUAGCCUACAAACAUGGCAGGAUAUGCGUGUCGUACCUUUCCUUGCCACGCAUGCCGACAUGGGUGGGACCUUGAACGAAGCGGUAGAUUUUAUUGAAGCGCACAAAUUAUUUGCGGAUGAAGUCGUUAAUCGCGAUGCAUCCGUCGUCUCAGCAAUGUCAAAGACGUCACAGAUGACAGUAGUAGAGCAACAUGCUAUGAGAACAUUUGAAAGAAACUACGAGCGGCUCAAAGAACUUCUUGAGCAUCGUAUGCGUAUCGGUAGCAAUUUUGUCCAGGUGCACAAAUUCGCGAAAGACCUAGAAUCAUCGUUUGAUGCUCUCGGAUCCCUGCUUGACACCAAUAGGGACUUCGCGAGCGAUAAGGUGGCAGCACAAGUGAAUAAUGUCUUCCGCAUGAUUGAGGAGACGAUGACUCAGGAGAAACAUGACGUUGAAAGAUUUGUCAAUGCUGCUCAGACAGUACAAAGAAGUGAUGAGACUCUGGAUGUACAUCGAUCCGUAAGAGCGGCACAGAAUAUGCUGAUCGACCACGAUCACCGCUACAUUUAUCUCAGAUCGAAAUGGGACGAUUGGCAGAGAAAUAAGAUCGAACUGAAGAAGCAUGUAAGGAUCAUCGAGGAGAUUGAGAUGUGGCAGGAAGACACGUGGGAGAUCAUUAGACUCCUCGAGAACACUGCCGUCACUACUCUGCAGGAGAGCGAAGGGCUUCAUCGCAGAGUUGCUGAGCUGGGUCAGACGAUCGACCAACAGACGGCGAAACUGGAAGACGCGAGAAAGUAUAGAGAAAAUGAGGAGUACAACAGAAGAAUUGACGAGCUGCUGAGGAGACAGAAGGAGAUAAUGGAGCGCUACAAGAAGCUAAAGAAGAAGGUGGAAAUCGAGUACGAAACAUUCGCGCAGCAAGAAGUCGAAGAAACAAUCAGAGCUCCUCAAAUUCUCACCGCCCUGCAGGAUGCCCAGGUUGAAGAAGGUACCCGCUUCGAGUUUGUUGCACGGAUCGAGGGCGAGCCAGAACCAAAAAUCACCUGGCUAAAGGAUGGAAUCGACGUCAAAAACAACAUCGACUAUCGUCAGGAAUACAUUAACGGAGUUGCUAGCCUAGUUAUUGAGGAAACUUUCAUCGAAGAUACGGCCACAUAUACGGUUCGAGCCGAAAACGAAGGAGGAGUUGCGGAAAGCAGCGCCAAACUAACAGUUAAAUCCCGCUCAACCGUUUCUAGCUAUCUCGAAGAGGAAAAGCCGCGAUUUAUUAAGAAACUAACCAAUGUAACAGUGACAGAAGAAGAGACAGCUCGCUUCGACUGCGUUGUUGUUGGUCGUCCGGAACCAGAAGUGGUUUGGUACAAAGAAGAGAACACCAUAAAGGAAGACAAGAGAGUGCACUUCGAAUUUACCGGCGACCAUUGCACGCUUACCAUUGAUCGGACAGUACCAUCCGAUACCGGAUUGUACACUGUCAAAGCGAAAAAUAUCCAUGGCGAGGCUAUCAACUUCUGUCAACUGAAGGUCAUUCCUAAGAAACAACCACCACCCACUCCUCCAAAGCCUCUGGGGCGCCCUGUUAAACCACCGACAAUCAGAACGACGUUAACCAGCACCACGUACGAAGAAGGAGAUACAGCAAUCCUUCAGAUAAACGUGCAAGGAGAGCCGCGCCCUCGCGUGGAAUGGCGAUUUGAAGAGCAGCCCAUUUACACAACAACUACCACGAAAAUCGAGGAAACGGAAGAAGGCUGGCAUCGUUUGAUCAUCUCACCCAUCACCCCUGCUCAUGCCGGCACCUAUACGGCUGUGGCUACCAACGAAUAUGGCGAAUCGUACACCUCGGCCACGUUGACUGUCCAGCCUUCAACCACCACCAAAACUGUCGUUGAAGAUAUGCUUCAGGAGGACACUUACGAGAAGCUUCAAUCUGAAAAACAGGAGAUCCAUGAAGCACCAAGACCUGAAAUCGAAACGAGUACGACCACCAAAGUCUCUCUGGAAGCAUAUCAUGCAGGAAAAAUUGAUGUUGCUCCACAACCAGAAAUCCAGACAACCACAACGACUCAGGUCGCUGAAACAUAUCAUGCCGGGCAAAUUCACGAAGUUGCACCUAAGGUCGAAACAACAACAACUACACAGGUCACAACGGAGGCUUACCACGCAGGGGCUUACUACGAGGCGGUGCCCGAGGCGAAGCCGGACAAACAGAAAAUCACUACGGAGAAGCAAGAGAAAAUGUAUAGCGCUGCAAUUCGUCAAUCACCAGCACCCGAAACACAUCAGGCGCGGCUCACUCAUGGAGCAUCAGUUGAAAAUAUUGCACUUACUGGCGUAUCCCUGGCUCCAGAAGUUCACAAAGCUCGUCUUUCUCGUGGAAAAUCUGUUGAAAGCAUCGCGGCAAUUCGAAGAUCUCCAGCCCCAGAAUCUCACAAGGCUAGUCUCACUUCCGGAUAUAGCGUAGGAAAUAUAGCGGCGAUUCGCCACAUACCGCAUCCUGAUACACAUCAAGCUACCGUAACCAGUGGAGUGUCAGUAGAAAACAUUGCGGCCAUUGGACGAGCCCCAAUUCCCGAAUCCUAUCGCGCAGAUGUCACCUCGACACCCAUCGGAAAUAUUGCUGCCAUCCGUAGGACUCCCGCGCCGGAAGCAGAAUUCGCAACUACUACUCCCGGAACUGCAAUAGGGAACAUAGGAGCAAUUCGUAAAACACCGGCUCCCGAAACCGACUUUGCUACAACCACUCCAAAAACUGCAUUGACAAAUGUUACAGCCAUUCACAAAACUCCUGCUCCAGACUAUGCGUCGACCACUCCUUUUGCUUUUGAAAAUGUCGGAACCAUUCGCAAGACUUCAGUUCCUCAGUCUGGAAAGGCUACUACAGUUCUCAGAUCUGUGGAAAAUGUUGCAGCAAUACGCCGAACUCCUGCUCCUGAGGCUAUUUACGCCACAACCACUCCUAAAUCUGCAAUCGGAAAUAUUGGUACAAUUCGCAAAACUCCUGCGCCGGAGGCUGCUUUUGCGACCACCUCUGCCGGAUCUGCUGUGGAGAAUAUUGGUGCUAUCCGUAGAACUCCUGCUCCAGAAGCCGAUUUUGCUACCACAACUCCUGCGACUUUAUUGGAGAAUAUUGGUGCAAUACGAAGAAGUGCUGCUCCUGAGCAUGGAGUUGCUACAACAACUCCUGGGUCAGCUGUGGAAAAUGUUGGAGCAAUACGUAAAACUCCUGCUCCUGAGCAUGGCCUUGCCACAACAACGCGUUUUGAUGUGGAAAAUGUUGGAGCAAUUCGUAAAAUCAUAGCUCCUGAGCAAGGGCAUGCCACUACCACGCCUGGUUCUGCUGUCGAGAAUAUCGGAGCUAUCCGCAAGACAGCCGCUCCCGAAGCUGAGUUUGCUACAACUACGCCUAAAUCUGCUUUGGGAAGUAUUGGAACGAUUCGCAGCACUCCAGUUCCCGAAACGGGAAUGGCAACGACUACUGCUGGAACAGCUAUUGAAAACAUUGGUACCAUUCGCAAAACACCGGCCCCUGAAGCCGAUUUUGCCACCACUACUCCAAAAUUCAAUCUGGGAAGUGUCGCUACUAUCCGUAGAACUCCAGCACCUGAAUCCGCUGUUGCCACAACCACACCCGCAUUUUCCGUGGAGAACAUUGCUGCAAUCCGUAAAUCCACAGCCCCUGAAGCUAUUUAUGCCACAACCACUCCUAGGCCUGCUUUGGGAAGUAUCGGAAGAAUUCGUAGCGCUCCAGCACCUGAAACUGAUUUUGCUACCACCACUCCGGGAAUUACUGCGGAGAAUAUUGCCGCAAUCCGUAAAACAGCAGCUCCUGAAGCGGAAUUUGCCACUACCACACCCAAAUCUGCUGUAAUCAACAUUGGGACCAUUCGCAAAACACCAGCUCCUGAAUCUGAGCUACCCACCACCACCCCCGGAUCUGUUGUAGAAAAUAUUGGAAUGAUCCGCAAAACCCCUGCUCCCGAAGCAGAACACGCCACCACUACCAAAACACCAAUAGAAAAUAUUGGAAUGAUUCGCAAAACACCAGCUCCUGAAGCCGAAUUUGCAACAACAACCGCAAAAACUGUUCUGGGAAAUAUAGGAACAAUUCGUGAAACCUCAACUCCAGAGUCUGGUGUUGCCACAACAACUCCUGGUUCUGUCGUAGGCAAUAUUGCAACCAUUCGCAAGACUCCUGCUCCUGAAGCUGUUUAUGCCACAACUACUCCUAAAUUCGCUGUGGGAAGUAUUGGAACGAUUCGUAGCACACCGGCCCCUGAAACUGCUUUUGCCACAACCUCUCCUGGCACAACGCUGGAAAAUAUUGGAACCAUUCGCAAAACGCCAGCUCCCGAGGCCGGCUUUGCCACAACCACUCCGAAAACCGCUGUAGAAAACAUCGGAACGCUGAGAAGCACACCAGCCCCAAAAACUGAUUUCGCAACAACGACUCCUAAAUCUGCUUUAAAGAUUGUCGCAGCAAUCCGUAGUACCCCAGUUCCUGAAAGUGAUUUUGCCACAACCGUUCCUGGAUCUGCCAUCACAAAUAUCGCAGCAGUUAGGAGCACACCAGCUCCACAGACCGAGUUUGCAACAACAACUCCAAAAUCUGUUGUGGAAACUGUUGCAGCAAUUCGUAGUACCCCAGCCCCUGAGAGCGAUUUUGCUACAACUACACGUGGAUCAGCGGUUGAAAACGUUGUAGCAAUAUGUAGUAAACCGGUCCCUGAAACAGAUUUUGCCACAACCACUCAUGGAACAGCAGUGGAGACCGUUGCAAUGAUUCGCAGCACACCAGCUCCUGAGUCAGAUUUUGCUACAAGAAUCCCUGGAUCUGCUAUCGAAAACAUCGCUGCUAUCCGUAGUACGCCAGCACCCGAAACCUCCUUCGCUACUACUACUCCCGCUUCCGCAGUUGAGACUGUCGCAACUAUCCGUAGUACUCCUGCUCCAGAAACCAAUUUUGCCACAAAAACUCCUGCAUCCACAGUUGAAGUUGUUGGUGCCAUUCGUAGUGCUCCAGCUCCCGAAACUGCUUUUGCUACGACCACUCCUGGCUCCGCAGUGGAAACUGUUGGAAUGAUACGUAGUACUCCAGCUCCUGAAUCUGAUUUUGCCACUAAAACUCCAGGAUCUCUUAUUGAAAAUAUUGCAGCAAUUCGCAGCACUCCAGCUCCCGAAACAGCUUUCGCUACGACUACUCCCGGUUCAGCAGUAGAGGCUGUUGGAACCAUCCGUAGUACCCCAGCUCCUAGAACCGAUUUUGCAACGAAAACCCACGGCGCAGCCAUUGAGAAAGUUGGAGCAAUCCGUAGUACUCCAGCCCCGGAAACGGACUUUGCUACAAUUACUCCCUCUUCAGCACUGGAGGCUGUUGGGGCCAUUCGUAGUACUCCAGCUCCUGAAACCGAUUUUGCCACAACAACUCAUGCAACAGUCAUCGAAAACAUUGCCGCAAUUCGUAGCACCCCAGCUCCAGAAACUUCAUUUGCUACAACUACUCCUGGCUCUGUGGUGGAAGUUGUUGGAGCUAUUCGUAGUACCCCAGCUCCCGAAACUGAUUUUGCUACCACUACUCCUCGAUCUGUUCUCGAGAAUGUUGUAGCAAUUCGUAGUAUUCCGGUUCCUGAAACUGAUCGGGCAACAACCACGAAGUCUGUUCUAGAGAACGUUGGAACAAUUCGCAGAACUUCCGUUCCUGAAUUAGAAUUUGCUACUACCACACCGGCAUCUGCUCUAGAAAAUGUUGCAGCGAUACGCAGAACUGCGCCUCCUGAAUCCAGAGUGGCUACCACCACUCCUGGAUCAGUGAUUGAGAAUAUCGCUGCUAUCCGCGAAACAGCCGCUCCUGAAGCUGUUUUCGCUACAACCACCCCUAAGUCAAUUUUGGGAAAUAUUGGAACGAUUCGCAGUAGUUCAGUGCCUGUAUCCGAAGUAGCCACUACUACUCCUGGCACUGCUGUUGAAAAUAUUGGGGCUAUUCGAAAAACUCCAGCCCCAGAAGCCGAUUUUGCUACCACCACGCCUAAGUCUGUUGUUGGCAAUAUUGGCACAAUUCGUAGUACUCCUGCACCCGAAUCUGGAGUUGCUACAACCACUCCUGGUACAGCUGUGGAGAAUAUUGGAGCAAUUCGUAGAACUUUGGCUCCCGAAGCCGAGUUUGCUACGACUACGCCUCAAUCUGUAGUGGGGAACAUUGGAACAAUUCGGAGUACUCCUAUUCCCGAAUCUGGAGUUGCCACUACUACUCCCGGUUCGGCUGUGGAGAACAUUGGAGCAAUCCGUAAAACACCAGCACCAGAAGCCGACUUUGCCACAACAACCCCGAAAACCACAUUGCGAAAUAUUGUUGCGAUACGCACAACUCCGAUUCCUGAGUCUGGAGUUGCCACUACCACUAGAUCUUCUGUGGAAAAUGUUGGAGCAAUUCGCAGAUCUAGGACCCCUGAAUCUGGUAUCGCUACAACAACACCAGCCUCUUCAUUGGAGAAUGUUGCAGCAAUUCGCAGAAUACGUACUCCUGAUUCCGGAGUUGCCACAACUACUCCUGCAUCUUCUGUGGAGAAUGUCGGAGCAAUUCGUAGGACUCCUGCCCCUGAGACAGAUUUUGCAACGACCAUCUCUAGAUCUGCUUUGGAGAAUGUUGGAGCGAUUCGACAAACACCACUUCCUGACAUCGGAAUUGCUACUACUAGUCCUGCCUCUGCAUUGGAAAAUAUUGGAGCUAUACAGCAACCUAAACCUGUCCAUCCACACACGGCAACAACUACGGGCGGAGCGUUGAAAGAAAAUGUUGCACAAGUCAACGUACCAGCUGCGCCUCCGGAUAAACAGGAGUUUACGAAAUCUACCGUUCCCAUAGACAGGAUACAGGAUAUCGUUGUUCCUAAACCUGCUCCACACACCACAGCGGAAGUCAAACAAACGGUUUCGGAUGAAGGAUUUGUUCGCCAUGUUGAUCAAGAUUUGGCCCCAACACAGAUAGUCACUACAGAGAGAACUGUCGUUGGUGGAGUUACUAUGGAAGAAGGGAAGAAGAUCAGAACGCAAGGCGAAAGGAAAGUCACCGUGAAAGAGACGACAGAAGUAGAUCAAGAUGAACAGCGACGGCAAUUGGAGCAGCUGGAAAAGAUGGAAAAAGAAAUUGAAGAACGUUUGAAGAGGGGCCCAGAAGUUUCAGAAAGAGUCACACAAACAACAAGUGCCGAGGGAUGGGUGCAGCACGUCAAAGACGAUAUCCGCAAACCUCAAACUUUGCAGACAACAAAACGGUCGACAACAGAAACAACAGAAGAAAGAGUAGGGAAGUUGAUUACGACUGCGGGAGCUCCUACUACGGUGACCACAACGCGGGAAGAACAAGAGGAGGAAGCGCGAAGGCGGUUGGUCGAAUCUCGUAUACCUCAAAUGACUACCAAGGUGACGACGACGACAACUACUGGUGGUUUCGUCCAGCAUGUUCAUGACGAGGUGCCGCCACCCUCACAGGUCACGACUAGCACCCGAACCGAUGAGGAUACUCAGUUGAGGCGUACUGUAGCAACGCGACAGUUAGAACCUUCUACUGAGAAGACUACAACAACUACUACUACUUCUUAUGUACAGAUGACCGGAUCUCGACCCUCUGCGCCAGCACCGCUGACCCAGCAGAGCACCAAAGAAAGUGAAGAGUCGCGAUAUAGGGACAGCUUUAUCGCGGCAUCAGAAGGAGAAGGUUUCUGGACAGACGGUGCUUACACAACAUCGCCAAGUCCGCCACCAGUACCGGAACACAAACGCGUACUCGAAGAGGAACUGCGAGUCAGCGAAAUUGGAUUAUCACGAGCCUCCACGGAACCUCAGUUCAUCAGAGGUUUCCACAGAGAGUACACAGUGGAUGAAAGUAGCAGUAUUACUAUCGAAUGUAUCGUGGUCGGUAAUCCAAGGCCAAGAGUGCGCUUUUUCCACAACGAUAGAGAAAUCAGGGAAGAUUCAAAGUUUGUUAAGAUUGUUACCUCAGUUGACACCUAUUCGAUAGUGAUCGAAAAAGCACGUCUGGAACAUGCUGGUUACUACAAAGUUGUGGCUGAAAAUACGCGAGGAAAAACAGAGUCAAUAACAAUGCUGCAUGUUCGACCCCAAUCUUUGAUCCAACACCACAAAAGGAACGGAGUUGCUGUGCCAUCUCAGAGAAUUACUGAAUAUAAAUCACCCACUGAGCACACGACGGUGACGGAAGAGUUUGCCAUGUUUGAGUACGAACAAAAACGACCGCAGAAGCAUGAUACGAGUAGAUUAGUGACUCCACCACCGGCAAAGAGGUUCCAGGGUAGAAGGGAUGAGGAAAUGUUAGAACAGUACGACUUGCAACAGCAACAAUCUGCAGGUCAUCCUCCUCAUUUCACACAGACUUUAGUGGCCGCCGUCGCAGUUGAUGGAGAAUCCGCACGAUUUGAAGGCAUCGUGACUGGCUGGCCAGCUCCAACCAUAGAAUGGACCAAAGACGGAGUACCCUUUACCCGAACAUCCUUACCAGACGUUGAAGUUAGCAAUAUUGGUGGCAGAGUGUCUCUGUCAUUCAAGAAUUGCCGCAGCAUCCAUGCUGGUAAAUACAUGUGCACAGCCCGUAACCCCAGCGGAGUAGCUACGAGCAGUGCACAACUUGUAGUCCGUCCAAAGACAAUAGCGCCAGAUUUUACGCAGAGAUUGAUAAGUGAAGAAAAGGUUGAAGGUGAACAAUUGAGAUGGACAGUCAGAGUGACAGGUGAUCCUUUACCAAAGGUUACAUGGUUGCGUGAUGGCAUAGAAAUUCCUGAUUGCGAAGAGGUUCGAUUGAUUGAUGAAGGAAAUGGAGUGCAUACACUGCUGAUCGUACGCGUGGAAGUAGCUGAUAGUGGACAGUUCACAUGCUUGGCCGAGAAUGUGGCAGGAGAGGCCCGAAGUACCGCCGAUCUUGUGGUGAGACCAGCUGGCAGCCGUCCUGGCAGUUAUUUUCAUAUCACUAAGGUGACACAGGAGAAGCAGGUCCAAGGAGAGCAACCUGUUCGCAGCAGUGCCUUCGCCAUUGAGAAUCCUCCUUCGCAAAGUGACAUGCUAUGAACGCAUGCGAAAAAAAAAUCUAUGACGACUGCGAACUUAUAUGGCGAACCUGCCCACCUCCGACAUCCGAGUCUUGGCUCUGAUAUUUUUGCAGACAAAAGACUCAGUAGAUUUCAUAGAAUGUGUUUUAUGCUGUGCUGCCAAAGACGUGCUGACACCAGUAGUGCAGCCUUCGCGGCCUUAUCCAAUGUGCUUUCCAUUUACGGAGAUGGUUUAGUUAGAAAUCUUUUAGUUCAUUAAAUCGUUUUGGUUUCUUGUUUCUAUUACUACUGCCCUCAACAAUGAUUUCAUGGCUUUUUGGAAAAUAAAUGCUAAAAUCUGUUUA